GUUUUAGGAGAGUUUAGAAAGAUCGCGCCGACAUACAUUAGAGAAAGCUAGCGACGACGCUGCAGCGCGCGAUGUGUAGUCAUUCGUGGUAGCGCAGGGUUAUUGUGACACUUGGAUCGCUUUAGUAGGCAACAUGUCGACAGUGUAGAACAUUGUCACAUUUAUCAAAAGUAUUUUAUAUAGGGUUCCUUCAUAAUAUAGUCAGAUAUCUUUUUUUGUUUGCUAUUAUUCGGAUACGGCAUUGAGCAACAAGUGGAGUUUGGCGUGGAGAGUUUGCGCUCCAGCCAAAAGUGUUCCAGGUAUGGAAGAGCGAAUUGAUCAAAACAGCCGUGAUUCGACUGAGGGAGAGAGCGUGUCCCUCUCCCCGAAUCUACCAUCUCCUCCAAUUUUGCCCCACCAGGCAGCACAGCAAGUACAUAGAACCACAAACUUUUUUAUUGACAAUAUUCUGCGGCCAGACUUCGGCUGCAAGAAGGAGCUUGGGAGUCGGGAGCGGGCGCAGACCUCCGGCAGAGAAAACGUCAACCCCUUGGUAAUCAGGCCAUCUCACGCGAGCAGCCUUUGCCAGGAUUCCAACUGCAGUAGUGACAGUACUUCUUCUUCGUCGUCCUCGCCGUCUUCGAAAAAGAGCUCGACAACACAAGGUGAAGGGAAUGGGACUACCACAACGAGAUAUGGAGACACCGCGUCAAUAGUGGUUGUGAAUGCCAGUAAUGGAGGAUCUCCACCCGCUAAAGAAUCUACGCCGAUGUUAUGGCCUGCGUGGGUUUACUGCACGAGAUAUUCGGAUCGACCAUCAUCUGGCCCAAGGACACGGAAAUUGAAAAAGAAGAAAAAUGAGAAAGAAGACAAGCGACCCAGAACCGCGUUUACAGCUGAACAACUGCAGAGACUUAAGUCCGAGUUUCAGGCAAAUCGCUACAUAACAGAACAACGGAGACAGUCACUGGCCACAGAACUGAAUCUCAAUGAAUCCCAAAUAAAAAUUUGGUUUCAGAAUAAGAGGGCAAAAAUCAAAAAGGGGAAUGGCUACAAGAACGGCCUGGCUCUCCAACUCAUGGCCCAAGGACUGUACAACCAUUCCACAACCACGGUCCAAGAGGAGAAGGAUGAUAGCGAGUAAUUUCCCCCCUCGUGCAGGGUAAAAUAGACGCUGAACUGAAGCAGAGUGCUUGAACUCUUUUGUGAACUGAAAACGAAAGAGGUAAAUAUGAUUUGACUGGGACAGAUGCUAUUUAAAACCGAUUUCUGUUUAUGAUACAGUAUAUGGACAUAAUUAUAUCAAAUACGAACAUUAUUAAAGUUUAUAUAUAGCCAAAACAAUAUGACGUUGUAUAUAUUUAAUUUCAGGUAAGGUUAUGUCUGUAUCAAUCCCUACUUGCUCUAGAUUGAAACUUUUCUUUUUCUUAUGAUGUUGUUGGCCAUUGUUUUAGUAUAAGUGUCUGACAUAGAUUUUUUUUUGUGUGAUUUCUGUCGCCCCUCUCCCCAAUCUCUCACAAUUCUACAGACUGCGUUUCUGAACCGACGUGCCAAGCCAAAGAUUUUAAUAUGUUCAGAGAAUAUGUAGUCUGAAAUAAAUAAAAAAUGUAGAAUGUG
Salvelinus fontinalis (brook trout) is the source of this 1596-nucleotide messenger RNA. RefSeq names its product homeobox protein engrailed-1-B-like. NCBI's taxonomy places the organism in Eukaryota, Metazoa, Chordata, Actinopteri, Salmoniformes, Salmonidae. Gene Ontology annotation, biological process: neuron differentiation; multicellular organism development; regulation of transcription by RNA polymerase II. Gene Ontology annotation, cellular component: nucleus. The record is from RefSeq and is a predicted model, not a curated record. Bases 302 to 1123 code for a protein of 273 amino acids. The transcript is spliced from 2 exons. Gene Ontology annotation, molecular function: DNA-binding transcription factor activity, RNA polymerase II-specific; RNA polymerase II cis-regulatory region sequence-specific DNA binding.